ACACCUCUUCACGUCGCGGCAUACCAUGGGCAUAUCAAUAUGGUCGAGCUGCUCGUCGAACGAGGCGCAAAUAUCGAGGCACGGGGCGAGGGCGGUUGGACACCUCUCCACUUUGCCGCACAGGAAGGACAGCUCGCCAUGGCUCUCUUUCUGAUCGACACUGGGGCGAAUAUACAGAGCCGCGAGACGCGUGACUGUACGCCU
Molecule: messenger RNA, 204 nt
Organism: Schizophyllum commune H4-8
Lineage: Eukaryota; Fungi; Basidiomycota; Agaricomycetes; Agaricales; Schizophyllaceae
Product: ankyrin
Exons: 1
Molecular function (GO): protein binding
Source: RefSeq, a predicted model, not a curated record